GUAGAGUUGAAACAGCUGUUAGUUGAUAGUGAGUUUUAUUAAAUAAUAAAUGUUAUGAUUUUUUAAGUAUUUAGUAAACUGCUGUGUAGAACUUUAAAAUAAUGGCUGAUCCGCGGUUAAUGCCUGAGGAAGAACUACCGAAAAGGGAGCUAAAAGUAUUUGGUCGCGACGUUUCCCAAAUUCCAUGCUUUCGUAAUAGUUUCCUUUACGGUAUUGGCGGUGGUGUAGCAUUAGGAAUUGCGACAUUCUUGGGCACUUCACGUACACGUCUAUCAACACACGUUGGAUUUGGUACAUUUUUUACCGGCACCUUUACCUAUUGGAUAGUUUGCAGGUACCAAUGGUCAAAAACACGUUUUGAAUAUCAACAACUAAAGGAGGCUAUGCGUAAACAGGCAUUACACGAAGGCACCGAAGUAGAGCGACAACUUUUAGAAGAUGCCUAAGAUUUGCCUAAUAUGUAUUUAAAAUAUAAUUUAUAAGUAAUAAGUGUAGAUAUGUAUAUACAUAUAUUACACCAAUAAUGAUUGUUAAGAAAAUUGUUGAUAAUUUGUUAAUAAUGCUUAAAUAUAUGACCUUUUAAUAUCAAAAAAGUAA
Molecule: messenger RNA, 597 nt
Organism: Ceratitis capitata (Mediterranean fruit fly)
Lineage: Eukaryota; Metazoa; Arthropoda; Insecta; Diptera; Tephritidae
Gene: l(3)87Df
Product: cytochrome c oxidase protein 20 homolog
Exons: 3
Coding region: 102-446 (114 amino acids)
Biological process (GO): mitochondrial respiratory chain complex IV assembly
Cellular component (GO): mitochondrial inner membrane; mitochondrion
Source: RefSeq, a predicted model, not a curated record